Blumeria graminis f. sp. triticale is the source of this 4029-nucleotide messenger RNA. Lineage: Eukaryota; Fungi; Ascomycota; Leotiomycetes; Helotiales; Erysiphaceae. The record is from the annotation of a GenBank genome assembly.
AUGGCCGGACUGUCUAAGAAUAAGGAUGAAUCUUCAUUUGAUCUAGCGCAAAGACAGUCUUCUGAUAAUGUACAGGGCCCUGUCUUAGAUGCUGAUGAAAUGAGUCGUGCAAAUAAUUAUCAGAACGACUUCUCGAAUUCUCGUCCUUCAGUCUCUUACGAUGAAUUUAUCGGGGAGGAAAGUAAUUCCAAGACUGAACAUUCAUGCGAAAGCCCAAGAAAAAUAUCUGCGGAGACUUCUUACAAUACAGCUACGAUCAAUAUAUCAAGUCAAGAACCGGGCCGAGAAAGUUAUCAGCGCUACGCUGAUGACCUUUAUGAAUACUCAGAAGGCCAGUCAAUUUAUCACAACCAAGCAGGAGUUACUGGAGAUAAUCCAAUAGGAAUAGUAGCAAACAAGGCACAUAAUCGCAAUAGCGUGCUCACUCUGGGCGGCGGUCUCAUAGGUCGCGCGAAAACUAUGCUGGGGCUUGCCCCAGCAUACUCAGAAAUGGACCUUCCUCUGACAGAAUCCGGAGAAAGAAGACGAUAUGACCUCUCAUCACCCACAACCCCAAACGAGCCUCCCAAAAAAAACAAUUUUCGCAAAUUAUGGCAAAGUUUAGGACGGGGAAAAGUAGAUCCAGAAACCCUUGGUCCUCGAAUAAUACAUCUCAACAAUCCCUCGGCAAAUAAUGCCAAUAGAUUUGUGGAUAAUCAUAUAUCUACAGCAAAAUAUAAUUUUGCAACGUUUUUACCCAAAUUUCUUUUCGAACAAUUCUCCAAAUUCGCUAAUAUAUUCUUCUUGUUCACGGCGGCUCUCCAACAAAUACCCAACAUCUCACCGACAAACAAAUAUACAACAAUAGGGCCCCUAGUUCUCGUACUGCUAGUCUCGGCUGGCAAAGAGUUGAUCGAAGAUUAUAAACGAAAAAAUUCCGAUAAAGCAUUGAACAGCUCAAAGGCUAGAAUUCUAAAAGGGAAUGAUUUCCAGGAGACUCGAUGGGUGAAUGUUUCAGUCGGAGAUAUCAUAAGGGUUGAGUCUGAGGAGUCCUUUCCCGCUGAUAUUGUCAUUCUCGCAAGUUCUGAACCUGAAGGACUUUGCUAUAUUGAGACAGCCAAUCUUGAUGGUGAGACGAACCUCAAGAUUAAACAGGCCAUACCAGAGACUUGUGUUAUGGUUAGCUUGAAUGAUCUCAGCAGAGUUAAUGGUCUUCUCCGUUCGGAACAACCAAAUAGUAAUCUCUACACAUAUGAAGCCACUUUGACAAUAUCUAAUGGUAGUAAUGAGAAACAAUACCCGCUACAGCCGGACCAGCUUCUUCUGCGAGGAGCUACCCUAAGAAAUACACCCUGGGUGCAUGGGAUUGUCGUUUUCACUGGCCAUGAGACCAAACUUAUGCGUAAUGCUACUGCAACUCCUAUCAAAAGAACGGCUGUAGAACGACAACUAAACAUGUUGGUUCUAAUGCUCAUUGGAAUACUCAUAUCGCUAAGUAUAAUUUCUUCUAUUGGAGAUCUUAUUAUAAGAAGCCUCCAUGGAAAGGAGUUGGCUUACCUCGGUUACGCAGUUUCUACACCAUUAUCAAAAAAAUUUCGUCAAUUCGGAUCUGAUCUAUUUACUUAUUGGGUACUUUACUCAGCUCUCGUACCUAUAUCAUUAUUCGUAACUAUUGAGAUUGUAAAGUAUUGGCAUGCAAUCCUUAUCAACGAAGAUCUUGAUAUGUAUUAUGAGAAGACAAAUUCCCCAGCUGUCUGUCGAACGUCGAGUCUGGUAGAAGAGCUUGGAAUGGUUGAAUAUAUUUUUUCCGAUAAAACCGGGACUUUGACCUGUAAUCAAAUGGAGUUUAAGCAAUGCUCCAUCGGUGGAAUUCAAUACGCAGAGGAAGUCAUAGAAGAUCGCAAAGCCGUCGUUCAUGACGGGAUUGAAACUGGUAUUCAUGAUUUUGGCCGUAUGAAGGAAAACUUACGGUCUCAUGAAACCGGAGAUGUCAUACAUCACUUUUUGUCUUUACUCGCAACGUGCCAUACUGUUAUACCAGAACGAAAUGAAGAAAAAGGUGGAAUUAUCAAGUAUCAGGCCGCUUCGCCUGAUGAAGGCGCUUUAGUUGAAGGAGCAGUCAUCAUGGGCUAUAAGUUUACCGCCCGAAAGCCGAAGUCUGUUUUGAUAACGGUUGAGGGUCAGGAAUAUGAGUACGAGCUCUUGGCAGUUUGUGAAUUCAAUUCCACACGAAAACGAAUGUCAGCAAUCUUUCGCUGUCCCGAUGGUAAGAUUAGGUGUUAUUGCAAGGGAGCUGACUCGGUUAUUCUUGAAAGAUUAAGUGUCGACAACCCUCACAUCGAAUUAACUCUACAACAUUUAGAGGAAUAUGCAUCUGAAGGGUUACGCACUCUGUGCCUAGCUAUGCGUGAGAUUCCUGAGCAUGAGUUUAAGGAAUGGUGGAAAGUAUUUGACAAGGCACAAACUACUCUCGGUGGAAAUCGUGCCGAUGAACUAGAUAAAGCCGCUGAACUACUGGAACAUGAUCUCUACCUAUUAGGUGCCACUGCGAUCGAGGAUAGACUCCAAGACGGUGUUCCUGACACGAUACGUACUCUCCAGGAAGCAGGUAUUAAAAUUUGGGUCCUAACUGGAGAUCGCCAGGAAACAGCGAUUAACAUUGGGAUGAGUUGCAAGCUAGUCAGUGAAGAUAUGACUCUUCUCAUUGUUAAUGAAGAAACUGCAGCUGCGACUCGUGAAAACAUUCUAAAGAAACUUGACGCUAUUCGCACCCAAGGUGACGCUAUCUUUCCUCAAGAAGUUUUAGCAUUAGUUAUUGAUGGUAAAUCUUUGACAUAUGCGCUCGAAAAAGAUCUCGAAAAGGAUUUUCUGGAUUUGGCAAUUAUGUGUAAGGCCGUAAUAUGUUGUCGUGUCUCACCACUACAGAAAGCAUUGGUUGUGAAGCUUGUAAAGCGCCACCUAAAGGCUAUCCUUUUGGCCAUAGGAGAUGGUGCCAAUGAUGUUUCUAUGAUACAGGCUGCCCAUAUCGGAGUUGGCAUUAGCGGAAUGGAAGGUUUACAAGCUGCACGAAGUGCCGAUGUCGCUAUCGGUCAAUUUAGGUACCUACGAAAACUGCUCCUUGUUCAUGGUGCCUGGAGCUAUCAAAGAGUUAGCAAAGUCAUACUUUAUUCUUUUUAUAAAAAUAUAACUCUAUACAUGACUCAAUUUUGGUAUUCUUUCCAAAAUGCCUUCUCCGGAGAAGUUAUCUAUGAGUCUUGGACAUUAUCUUUCUACAAUGUUUUCUUCACAGUUUUACCGCCCCUUGCGAUGGGAAUAUUUGAUCAGUUCAUCUCGGCUCGCAUUCUUGAUCAUUAUCCACAACUCUAUCAACUUGGCCAGAAAAAUGUAUUUUUUCGAAUGCACUCAUUUGCCUCCUGGGUCGGCAAUGGGUUCCUUCAUUCCCUUCUUAUUUAUAUUUUUUCUCAACUCAUCUGGUCACGAGAUCUUCCUCAGGGUGAUGGCAAAACUGCGGGUCAUUGGGUAUGGGGUACUGGCCUUUAUACUACAGUUCUCGCAACUGUGCUCGGCAAAGCGGCACUGAUCACAAAUAUAUGGACAAAAUAUCAUAUUAUUGCGAUACCAGGUAGCAUGAUAAUUUGGAUUUGCUUUAUAAUGGUUUAUGCCACAUUUGCUCCAAAGCUAGGAUUUUCCGAAGAGUAUGAUGGUGUGAUAGGCAGGUUAUUCACCAGUCCUGUAUUUUGGCUACAAGUGAUGGUCUUGCCAAUACUAUGCCUUGUGCGAGAUUAUUCAUGGAAAUAUGCAAAGCGAAUGUACUUUCCGGAAAGUUAUCAUCACAUUCAAGAGAUUCAGAAAUAUAAUAUACAAGAUUAUAGACCACGGAUGGAACAAUUCCAAAAAGCCAUUCGAAAAAUUAGACAAGUCCAGAGGAUGCGAAAACAGCGUGGUUAUGCCUUUUCCCAAGCGGAUGAGUCGCAGACUAGGGUGCUACAAGCCUACGAUACAACAAGAGAACGAGGUAAGUAUGGAGAGAUGGCCAGUUCGAGGAAUUGA